This is a messenger RNA of Rhizopus microsporus ATCC 52813, 1116 nucleotides long. RefSeq lists its product as uncharacterized. Bases 1 to 1116 code for a protein of 371 amino acids. Gene Ontology annotation, biological process: protein O-linked glycosylation via mannose. The record is from RefSeq and is a predicted model, not a curated record. Lineage: Eukaryota; Fungi; Mucoromycota; Mucoromycetes; Mucorales; Rhizopodaceae. The transcript has 3 exons. Gene Ontology annotation, molecular function: xylosyltransferase activity; glucuronosyltransferase activity.
AUGUCAUCCAAAAUAUUUUCAAGUAGUAUGGGAUUAGACCACAUUACUCCUUAUUACUUUAAGGCAACCAAAAUAAAUAAUCAAGAAGAUAUUACCUUGGCAACCCUCGUUACCCGCAACAGAUUUGCUGUUUUAAGUAGACUAGCAACAAAUUACAAAGGUCCUAUCUCAGCUGCCAUUCAUAUCAAUGAUGAUCAAGAAAAGACCAAGACGAUUCAAGAGCUCAAUAAGAUUUAUCGAUCAAACCCAGACAUGCAGGCUUAUGUGGAUAUCCAUUUGAUCAUUGACAAAUAUGAUCGACAGUUUAACAUGUGGAGGAAUAUUGCCAAAUUAUUUACACGCACCGAAUAUUUAAUGAUGUUGGACGUCGAUUUCCAUUUAUGUACUGACUUUAGGAAAUCUAUCUGGCAAAAUGCGGAACUGGCCACUAUGCUUCGGUCGGGAAAAGUUGCGUUUGUGGUACCUGCCUUUGAGUACCUUGAUCAAAAGGACGGUCUGGACUGGCGCACGUUUCCUACUAAAAAAAGCCAGCUGGUUGAUCAAGUCAACAACCUGAAGCUCGACUCGUUUCAUUCUACAUGGGUCUCUGGACACGGGGCCACUAAUUACUCUUACUGGUACACAGCUGAUCAAACUUAUCCUGUCACUCAAUAUGAGUACUCGUACGAGCCUUAUAUCAUCUACAAAAAGGAAGGAACCCCUUGGUGCGAUGAACGUUUUAUUGGAUACGGUGCUAAUAAGGCUGCCUGUCUUUACGAAAUCUAUAUCUCUGGUGUUGAUUUUUGGGUAUUGCCGAAUGAUUUCCUUAUUCACCAAUCACACCAAUAUGCUAAUCAUGACCGUACACGCGAGAGAGUUCAUAAUAAAGAACUCUAUGCCAAUUUUAGAAAAGAAGUGUGUUUAAGGUAUUCAAGAAAGUAUGUCAUUGAAAAUACUUGGUAUACUCCAGCAGCCGAUAAUAUGAAGAAAGUGUGCACGGAUAUACCUAAAUGGAAGUACUUGUCUGGCAUUCCAAAAGCUCAACGUGAGGCAGAUAAACUGGCAGAAGAAGCAGCCAAACAAGAGCAACUAUUAAAAAAUCAAUCUCACUAUGACGAAGAAGAAGCUGAAGAGUAA